Chanos chanos (milkfish) is the source of this 3348-nucleotide messenger RNA. It is a transcript of the gene fam184aa, whose product is annotated as family with sequence similarity 184 member Aa. NCBI's taxonomy places the organism in Eukaryota, Metazoa, Chordata, Actinopteri, Gonorynchiformes, Chanidae. The record is from RefSeq and is a predicted model, not a curated record. The coding region runs from base 1 to 3348 and encodes 1115 amino acids. The transcript is spliced from 17 exons.
AUGGCGACGGGACCGAGUUGGCAACAAGCAUACAACAGUGCUCCUGGCAACCUAUCUGCCUCUGGAUUAGGGAGUACCAGUCCCUCCUCACCGUCCAAUUUGUUUUACGAGUCGGGGCUCACAAUGGAAUAUACACAAGAUCUGCACCUGAAAAUGAGUAAGAAAAUUGCACAGCUAACAAAGGUCAUUUACGCCCUCAACACCAAAAACGACGAGCAUGAAGAUGCCAUCCAGUCCCUGAAGGAAGCCCAUGAAGAUGAGGUUCAACACAUCUUGACUGAGACCAGGGAAAAAAUCCUGCAGUACAAGAGUAAGAUCGGCGACGAGGCGGACCUGAAGCGCCGCCUGCAGUCCCUGGAGGAGUCAGUGGAGCUUCACGAGCACAUGAAACGGCAGGCGCUGGCUGAAUUCGAGAUGUACCGCCAGCGCAUGGAAGAUACGCAGUUGUGCACCGAGGCGCAGCACACGCAGCGCGUGGUCUCCAUGUCGCGCGAGGUGGAGGAGAUGCGGCACGACUUUGAGGAGAAGCUACGCUCUUUCGGCCAGAUGCAGGCUCAGUUUGAGCAGGAGAAACGGCGGGCUCUGGAUGAGCUCAAAUCUGUUCACCGGCAGGAGGUGCAGGAACUCCUGCAGAACCAACAGAGCCAAAGUGCCUCCUCCAGCAUGGAUCAAGAGAAGCUCGCUGAGCUGCACCGCGCCGAGGUGGAGUCGCUGAUGGAACAAGUGGAGGAGCUGACUCAGGACAAAGUGCGGCUGGUGGAGGAGUAUGAGGCCAAGCUAACCAAGGCCCAGGUUUUCUAUGAACGUGAACUGGAGGCCAUGAGUCGCACGCAGCAGCUCACCACAGAGAACCUGCUGGCCUGGAAGAGGACGGAGGUGGAGCUGAGGAAGGAAUUCCAGGUACAGGAAGCAGCGCUGCAGAGGACCCUGGGAAGACUGCGUGGUGAGUUGCAGAGAGCCCAAGAGGAAGCAAGAGAGACCAGAGACAAAACAAACCGCCUGCAGGCGUCUCUCAAUAAUGCAGAAGUCACCAUCAAGGAAUUGCACAAACAGUUGGACGAGGCCAUUCAAGACGGAGAGAUUUGGGUGAUGCAGCUGAAAGACACGGAGUACGAGUUGGAGCUGAGCCGAGAUCGGGUGCAACAGCAGGCCACUGAGAUCCUUCACAAAGCUAGUCAGAUUGGUACCCUUCAGGCCACUCAGAUGAGCCAUGAAGCCACCAUCAGAGACUUGGGCACCGAGCAGAGCCGUUUGAAGGAGAAGAUUGUGCAGCUGGAAGAGGAGAGAGAGAGACUCCAAAAACAGAGUCAAGCCCUGGAGGAACAGCAGCGACAGCACAUUCUCAACUUGGAGAAAUCCCUGUGUGAAGAGAAGACAGAACAUGAGGUGGAGCUUGAACGGGUUAAGGCCCAAUAUGAGAAAGAGGCAGUUCAACUGAAGGAGAUCCAGGCCCAAGUAUUAGAGGAGCUGGCGGAAAAGCACAAAGCCCUGCAGGAGAACGCACGCAGCGCUGCGGAGAGAGAGAAGAACCAGCUAUUGACUGAGAUGAGGCAACAGUUCGAGAUUCAGCGCCUCUCUUUGGAAGAACAAAGGAAUCACUUGCAACAGCAAGUGGAGACUCUUCGGGAGGAACUCACUGCCAAACUCAACAUCGCCAAUCAAGAGGUGUCUCAUCUUGAGGACAUUGUAAAGGAGAAAGAGGACGGUCUUCGCUCUUCUGAAAGCCAAAUCACUUGUCUGAAGCAGACCCAGGAGAAACUGCUUGUUGAGCUUGAUGCCACCAGAUCCAGAGUGAGAGAGACCAGCAGUAUGCUCACAGACCUGCAGGAGGAGAUAGAAAGCCAGAAACGGAAACAUGAAGCCAGGGUUUUAUCUGUCAAAAGCGAAGAGAAGCAGAAAAUGGACAAAAUGGCCGAAGACCUGAACCUCAAGUGGACAGACGCUCUAAGAGCGGAGCUGAAGGCCCUGAGGGAGGAGCUGACUGAUGAACACGAUGCUGAGAGACAGGCCGCCCUGACUCAGCUGUCCCAGCAGAAAGACCUGGAGCUCAUGGCAGUGCGAGAGGGCUGGCAGAGGAAGGUGGAGGAUCUUCUGGAGCAGAUCUCUCUCCUGAAACAGAGCCUGGAGUUACAGCUCUCCCAGUCAAAGAACGCCCUGCAGCAUCUCCAGGCCCAGUUUAACCAGGAACGAGAGCAGCUGGCCCAGCAGCUCCAGGAGAUGGUCCGGGAACACCAGCACAGGGAGCGCCGGCUGCAGGACGUCCACCACUGUGCAUUACAAGACCUGGAGGAGGCCCGACAACAUGAGCUCAGGGAGCUAGAGGAGCGUCUGAAACAGGAGCAGAGAGAGGAGCUCCAGGCACUGAGAGAGGCUCACAGACAGACCCUGGAGAUCCUCCGCCAGCAGUCUGACCAGGAGCUGCAAACACUGCGCUUUGAGCUGGAGGAUGAGGGCAAGGCCAUGCUGGCCUCCCUUCGCUCUGAACUCAACCACAUACACGCCACCGCUGUCGAGCACAUGAGGCAGGUUCACCUGCAGGAGAACACUGCCGCCAAACGGGAGCUGGAGAAAACCCUGGAGCGAAGCAAACAACACGAACAAGAUCUUCUUGGGCGCAUAUCUGACCUGCAACAAGAAGUGAACUGCAGGAAGAAUCGCAUCGCCGAUCUGGACCACGAGAUUCACUCUCUGAACGAAACCAUUAGCACACUCACUAAGGAACUGGAGCUAAAGGGCAAAGAGGUGCUCCGGAUUCGCAGUGAGGCCAACCAGCAGAUCAGAGCUCACGAACAGGACCUGUCAAAGAGACACGAGAGAGAGAUUGGAGAGUUGAGUGCCACACACCACAGAGAGACACAGAUAAUGCUUUCAGAUUUCAACAAAGCUCAGGAGCUGCUGAGAGACAAAAUCUCUGCCCUGCAAGUCCUGUUGGAAGGCACAGAGGAGAAGUUUAGGAACAGAGAAAGCAGACCUGAGGACCUUCAGAUGAUUGCGGAGCUCAAAGAAAUGGUGGCAGAGCGAGAGUCGCUGGUUAAGAAGCUUGUGGAUGACAAAAAGUUCUAUCAGCUGGAGCUGGUGAAUCGAGACAGUGGCUUCAACAAAGUCUUCAACACCAGCCCCAAUGUGGGCGUGAUUAAUCCUCUUAUCAAGCAAAAGGGUAAAAAAACAGCUCACAGGUUCACCAGCUCUCCAAACCUAAGUGUUGUGGAAGUGGAGGGGAUGGGGGGGAGUAGCUCUACACUGCCCGCCUACCUAGAGUCUGUACCCAACACCCCUAUUCAACACGCUGAGCUCAGCACAGGCAAAUCUCUGCCCCUACCGCCAGUUCCCGAACCCGUCCAGAGGUGA